AUGCGCAUCUCUGAAUGUUCCAGGAACAUCGGAGCCGCUGUGGACUCGCUGGACCCCCAGACCCUCCGCUCCUCGGUGCUCACCUUCACCCCGAGGCCCCGGGACCAUGGCACCAGCCUCACCUGUCAGGUGAAACUGCAAGGAUCUUGGGUGGCCACGCAGAGAACCAUCCGGCUCAAUGUUUCCUAUGCCUCUCAGAACCUCACCAUAGAUGUCUCCUUAAGAAAUGUCACAGCCCUCAAGAUUCUGCAAACCACAUCCUUUCCCAUCCUGGAGGGAGAGGCCCUGAGGCUGCGCUGUGAGGCUGACAGCAACCCCCCUGCCGAGCUGAGCUGGUUCCAGAGAUUCAAUCUCACAUUUUUCAUGUGGUUCUCUCCAAUUAGGCACAGCAGACCUUUCUCCUCGCUCCUCAAUGCCCCCCCGCAGCUGCUGGGACCCUCCUGCUCCUGGGAGGACCAGGGUCUGCACUGCAGCUGCUCCUCCAGGGCCCAGCCGACCCCCUCCCUGUGCUGGAGGCUGGGGGCGGGGCUGCUGGAGGGGAACCAUGGCAACGCCUCCCACAGGGUCAGCUCCCCCUCAGCGGGUCCCUGGACCAACAGCUCCCUGAGCCUCAAGGAGGGGCUCAGCAAGGGACUCAGUCUCAGCUGUGAGGCCCGGAAUGUGCACGGGGCCCAGAGCGCCUCUGUCCUGCUGCCGCCAGGUCAGGGCCUGCUGGGGGCAGAGGCCACUGAGACAGGAGUGGGCCCCACCCCAGAGCUGGGUACUUCGCUCCCUGACACAGGGACCCAGAUCCGCUCUGCCCUCUCAGAGGCAGCCAUGGUGCACCUGCUGCUGCUGCCCCUGCUGUUGGGGGGUGAAUGGCUAGGGAGGGGGGCAGGGCAGGUGGGGAAGGGGCAAGGACAGCAUCGGAGCCUCAAUCCCCCACCCCCAGGGUCCCGGCAGCAGCAGCAGGGAGGCUAUGAGCUCCAAGUGCAGGAAUCGGUGACGGUGCAGGAGGGUCUGUGUAUCCACGUGCCCUGCUCUUUCUCCUUCCCGUGGAGUUCGUGGUCUUCCUCUAGCAACCUCUACACCUACUGGUACCGGGACGGGGACAACAUAAACUCUGCUGCUCCUGUGGCCUCGAGCAACUGGAAUAAAACAGUGAAGAGAGGGACCGAAGGCCGCUUCCUCUUCGCAGACCCCACGACCAACAACU
Molecule: messenger RNA, 1195 nt
Organism: Myotis davidii
Lineage: Eukaryota; Metazoa; Chordata; Mammalia; Chiroptera; Vespertilionidae
Product: sialic acid-binding Ig-like lectin 5
Exons: 6
Biological process (GO): cell adhesion
Cellular component (GO): plasma membrane
Molecular function (GO): sialic acid binding
Source: RefSeq, a predicted model, not a curated record